UUCGCCCCGCGAGGCCUUGCCUCGUCCCGCUGCUUCUUCUCCUCCCCAUCCCCAACCCUGGCCGAGGCCCUCGGCAGCCUCGUGUGGAGGAGUCCGGAGUGCCGCGGGCGCUGCUGGGAGCCGCCAAGAGCCCCGUCCCGGCCUCGGACACUCCUGCCCCGCCUGGACACCUGCGGCGGCCUGGACCCGAACCAAAAGCCCUGGGCCGGCCGCGCCUCCGGUGCCUCGCGGACACACCCCCUCCCGCUCCCCGCCUCAGCCCAGCCCGUCCUCAGCCCCUGUGUUCCCUCCCAGCCCAGAGUCCGGUUCUCUUCCCGACCUUGGCCCCUAGAGAAAGAACCUCACGGGAGGGGGCACAUCUUGAUUGGAGAAGAGGGCGGGUUUGCAGACUUUUGGGGUGGAUGCACAUUUACCUUUUCAAGAUUCUAAUAAAAAUUUGAUUAAUCAGCCUGGAGUUCCUUGUUCCAGCUGACGCGCUUUUAUCCCCCUCCCGAUCCGUAUUUCCAAGGGCAUUUAAGUAGGGGGCACUCGGAAGCUCCUCUGGGCCCUUCCUUGGAGCUAGACCUGUUGGCCCUGGUUGGAUCAUGGCUACAGUCCUGAACUCUCAGGUCGACGUGGAAGUUGAGGAGUGCAUCAUAAUGAAAGUGGAAAAGGACUCGGAGUGGGCAUCAGAGCCCAUUCUGGCGAGAUCAGGCAGCACCGAAUGUGAGUCCUUUCGUAAAUGCUUCCGGCAGUUCUCUUAUGAGGACGUGACGGGACCCCACGAAGCUUUCAGUAAACUCUGGGAACUCUGCUGCCGGUGGUUGAAGCCAGAAAUGCGGUCCAAGGAGCAGAUCCUCGAGCAGCUGGUAAUUGAACAGUUUCUCACCAUUCUCCCGGAGAAGAUUCAGGCUUGGGCACAGAAGCAGUGCCCAGAAAGUGGAGAGGAGGCGGUGGCCCUGGUAGCGCAUUUGGAGAAAGAGACCAGAAGACUGAGAAAGAAGGUCAGUGGCCCCCUACCCUCAGAGAAGCAAGCCCCACCUGGAACUGUGUGGGAAGUAGCUGACUUUGAGCCAGAGCAACUGGAGACCCAGCGCAGGGUUGUUCCUCAGGAAGAAGCUGGAAGCCUCCACUCAGGAUACCAGGAACAGCUGAGCCAACAAAGAGAGUAUAGGCCUUUACCCAAAAAUGCUCACUCUUCUCUCUGGGUUCCUGUCCCUAGUGAUGAAUGGAACACUGUAGAUCAGGAGGUGACAACCCAGGAACCAGAGAAAGAUGUCCACACAAUGAGAAGCUUGUCCUACAGAAAGAGUGUACAUCAGAGUCCCACUCACAGGGAUCUCCAUCACGAAAUCAGGAAGGAAAGUGCAGGGAGCAUGGUUUCCCUGGGAGGCACUGUGUCUACAUCUAACAAGAUAGCCCAGUUGGAACAGAGAAAGGAACCAUGGACUGUAGGUCUACAUUCCUCAAAUAAGAAGAAUAGUGUUCUGAGAAGCAACUACAUCAAAGAGAAAUCAGUGCAUGCUGUUCAAAUCCCGGCAAGGAAUUCAGGGAAAGUGUGGCGAGAACAGCAGCAGUGGGGUUUAGAAGAUGAAAAAAUUGCAGGUGUACACUGGAGCUAUGAGGAAACCAAGACUUUUCUUGCAAUUCUCAAGGAAUCUCGCUUUUAUGAAACACUCCAGGCUUGUCCCCGAAAUAGCCAGGUAUAUGGUGCUGUGGCUGAAUGGUUGCGAGAAUGUGGCUUCCUUCGAACACCAGAGCAGUGCCGGACCAAGUUCAAAAGUCUUCAGAAAAGUUAUCGAAAAGUGAGAAAUGGCCACAUGCUAGAACCCUGUGCCUUCUUUGAGGACAUGGAUGCCUUGUUAAACCCUGCAGCCCGUACUUCAUCUACUGAUAAGACAAAAGCCGUGAUCUCUCUCCCCAGACUAAAGAACAUUGGCAUUAGUGCUAAAGAACAAGUCAGUUUGGUGGAGGAGGAGGAAGAAGGUGCUGAAGACUCCGAUGGUGAUGAAGUGGGUAUUGAGUUUAUACGCAAGUCUGAAAUUCGUUCUGCCCCUGUCUUGUUUCAAAACCUAAGUGGUGUGCACUGGGGCUAUGAAGAAACUAAAACUUUUCUUGAUAUCCUUCGUGAGACUCGGUUUUAUGAAGCACUUCAAGCCUGUCACCGGAAGAGCAAAUUGUAUGGAGUUGUGGCUGAACAGCUUCGAGAGUGUGGCUUUCUCCGGACACCAGAGCAAUGCCGGACCAAGUUCAAAAGCCUUCAGAAGAGUUACCGAAAAGUGAAGAAUGGCCAUGUACUGGAGUCCUGUGCAUUUUACAAGGAGAUGGAUGCCCUCGUUAACUGCCGAACGUCUGCCCUUUCCACCAACACCUCAGAAGAAAUCCCACCACUCUCAAGGCAAGAAAGAGGACACAUUGAGGUUGAACCCCAGGAGCCUACAAUCUGGGAACCUGAAGAGACCUCACAGGAAGCAGUGUUAGAAGAUUCUAGUAGCGAGAGAAUGAGUGAGGAGGAAAUUAUAGAAGAGCCAGAAUUCCAAGAACCUACAGACAUACCUCAAAGCCUAACAGAUUUUGAAACUGGAAGUAGUAUUAAGGAGGAUCCAACACAGGUAAUAUUUAAGAACAAAGAGCCCCACGGAGCAUUAAUAGAAAAGUCUAAAAGAUUUGUUUUAAAUACCAACCCCAGUAGAUAUUGUAAAAGGGAAUACAUCUCAGGAAGACAAUGGGAAAACCUUCAAGGAAUUAGACAGGGAAAACUGAUGUCUCAACCUAGAGAUAUAGGGAAGGCUACUGUGCAUCAGAGGCCUUUUGUGGGAAGGAGACCAUACAGACUUCUCAAAUAUGGAGAAAAUUUUGGAAGGAGUGCUCGUCUUUUGUGCAGGAUGACCCACCAGAAGGAAAACCCUCAUAAGUGUGGUGUCUGUGGGAAGUGCUUUGGUAGAAGCAGGAGCCUAAUCAGACACCAAAGAAUCCACACGGGGGAAAAGCCUUUCAAAUGUCUUGACUGUGGGAAAAGCUUUAAUGACUCCUCAAAUUUUGGAGCCCACCAGAGAAUCCACACUGGAGAGAAGCCGUACAGAUGCGGGGAGUGUGGGAAAAGCUUCAGUCAGAGCUCAAGUCUUAUCAUCCAUCAGAGAACGCACACUGGAGAGAAGCCCUGUCAGUGUGGAGAGUGUGGGAAGAGCUUCACCAACAGUUCUCACCUCAGUGCCCAUUGCAGAGUCCAUGCUGGAGAGAAUCCCUACAAAUGUGGGGACUGUGAGAAGAGCUUCAAUAACUGCACAAGAUUCCGAGAACACCGGAGAAUCCAUGCUGGAGAGAAGCCCUAUACAUGUGCCCAGUGUGGCAAACAUUUCAGUAAAAGUUCUUUCCUCACCAAACACCGGGAAGUCCACAUGAGAGAAAAACAACUGCCACACUCUCCCUCUGGGUACUCACCAGAGAACCUGCUGAGGGGGAACAGUGAUGAAUUCAGGAAGACCUUUUGACAAUGAGCUCCUUUUUCCACACGCCCGUCAGCCAUCUUGCCCUACUCCUCCCAUUCUUUGAAGCAGUCUUUACUUAGCUAUAAAUUGCAGUUCCCAAGACAGGCCUGAGAGUAUAAGUAAGCUAAAUUAUUUCAUCUGCCCUCACCUCAUGUUCUAACAUGCUCAGAUUGCCUCUCUCCUAUGAGUCUUGACUUUCAGUAGGUGAGAGAAUAAGUUUUGUUUUUUUGGGUUUUUUUUUUUUUUUGAGUUGAGAAUAAAAUUCCCAUAAGAAUGUUGAGGCUAAUGCUAUUCUCCAACAACUUUCAAAACUCUUACACGUGGGUGAGAGUUCUUUUCAAAUAUAUGAAUGGUGAAACGUUUUAUAGUGUUAUCACCCAUAUAAGAUCUUAGCAGCAACUUGACAAUGGAUUUUUAUAUCUGGGUAGAACUUUUAGGAGUUUGAUCAAAACUAUAUCAGAUCAAUAUUUGUUUUGAGGGUAUAAAACAAGAGCAAAAGUUUUAUAGCGUCCUUCAGAUGUCUGCAUUAGAAAGUUGAUCCCAAUUCCCUGUGUUGCUGCUGAAGUCAUGUUGCUAAUACCUUGUCCCCCACCAAGAGAAGCACUUACCCUUCAUCUCCCUCUCUGUUCCUGAAGACUUAACUCCAGUGGCUGCUGCUUCUCCAGGGACAAGUAAUCUUUCAUUGUUCAUCACAAGUCUAUACUUACCUCUUAAUUGUUGUAGGUGCUCUAGCCUGACCUUUUUAGACUACCUUGACCCACUCAGAUGGGAGAGGAUGCAUGGUAGUGCUGUCUCAUUAAGAGAAAAUCAGACUUCAGAGUCUAGUUCUACCCUAUCAGUUCUCAGACUAUAAGACCUAUUGAUAAGCUAGCAUAUUGUAAACUGCCUAGCUCUACAUUUCAGUGUCAUAUAAUAGUAUUUCUGAAAGUUUAAGAUUGUAAGGAAGAAGGAUGUGAGACCUGAAAUAUUUAAUGGACUAUUUAGGCCUGCUUUAAAUCAAAGAGCUACUACCUCAGUCCAGACUACAUUUCCAGGGUUGACGUCACACAUACUAGCCUCUGGUUCGGAAGCUUCUAGUUCCUGUUAUUAGGAUCAUAAACCUGACUAGAGAGUCCUAAAUCAUUCCACAGCUCUGUGGUUCACUCAGUGAAGGUAGAGCUGUUUAUAAAGUUCCACUUCAGAGAAUCACCUUAUUUUCCCCAUUUCCCUCCUCAUCUGGGGGAAAUGUCUUUGAUAACCCCUGGCAUUAGUCAGCUAAAUAUUGUCAGAAAGUUUCUGGUGGGUAAAUAGUUAACUCAUAGAAUUACAGAUGAAAUUCAAGAAUUUGAUCUUCGGGGCUGGAGAGAUGGCUCAGAGGUUAAGAGCAUUGCCUGCUCUUCCAAAGGUCCUGAGUUCAAUUCCCAGCAACCACAUGGUGGCUCACAACCAUCUGUAAUGAGGUCUGGUGCCCUCUUCUGGCCUGCAGGCAUAGACACAGACAGAAUAUUGUAUACGUAAUAAAUAAAUAAAUAUUUAAAAAAAAAAAAAAAAGAAUUUGAUCUUCCCAAACCAGUUACUUGAAGAUGAGGCCUAUAGCAUUCAUACCUUUAAUACAUAGGUAACCCAGUGUAGCUUUGCUUUGGGG
Molecule: messenger RNA, 5091 nt
Organism: Chionomys nivalis (European snow vole)
Lineage: Eukaryota; Metazoa; Chordata; Mammalia; Rodentia; Cricetidae
Gene: Zkscan2
Product: zinc finger with KRAB and SCAN domains 2
Exons: 7
Coding region: 585-3470 (961 amino acids)
Biological process (GO): regulation of transcription by RNA polymerase II
Molecular function (GO): RNA polymerase II cis-regulatory region sequence-specific DNA binding; DNA-binding transcription factor activity, RNA polymerase II-specific
Source: RefSeq, a predicted model, not a curated record